AUGCUAGAAAACAGCCACAGGAAAAAGGGGGAGCGCAGUGAUCCAACGGCCGUCAAUCCAGUUAGCUCAUUGAAACUGGUCCCCUGCUCCCUGCUCUGGCCUGCCGCAACAUCCGUCAGCUCAGACAACACGGGAGGAGGGAACAGCCAACGAGUGGCUGUUGUCCUCAGCCCCGAGAGGGGAGUGGCAGCCACUCAUGGAGCUCCUUUCCUGGACGCAGCGAGUGGGUAUCGAGGUUUGGGACCCCUCUCUCGUGUGGCCGGAUGGGCGAAUCACCAGACAGUGACCAGGGACACAGCGCUAAAGCUUAAGGAAAGCUUGGCCUGGAUCGGUCGGCAACCGGUGGGAAGUGUCUCAGCCACGAUGGGAAUGGAGUCAAGAUGGAGACUGAUUCACCCAAAAGUCCGAAAGAGGGGAAACCGAGGACGAAAGGGAGGCGCGAAUUCCCUCAUCGUGGGGCGGCAAGUGGAGGGGCUGACGGAGGGAUCGGCCAGGCAAGUGAUAUCAUGGCUGACUAGCCGAUCGAGAGGAUUCCCUUUCUUGGAAGGCCUUGGAAGGAUCACCAGAAAAAAAGAAGGAGAAGAGAAGGCAAUAGUACUCAAUAGUGACCAGAUAGACAGGAAACAAGCUAUUGAUGGAGCAUUUGAGAAAGAAGCGGCAGUCGUCACGGGGAAUUCUUUUCCUGUGGUUCCAACUAAACCCAAACUGACCCUGGCCUAUGCCUCGUAA
Molecule: messenger RNA, 729 nt
Organism: Aspergillus niger
Lineage: Eukaryota; Fungi; Ascomycota; Eurotiomycetes; Eurotiales; Aspergillaceae
Exons: 4
Coding region: 1-729 (242 amino acids)
Source: RefSeq, a predicted model, not a curated record